AUGGCAACUACAACGAGAGGAAUUCAACGAGGAGGAUUCAAUGGAGGUGGUGAUGGAGCUUAUUAUGACUCAAGAAAUUUUUAUGGUGCAGGAGGUGGUGGAGCCAGUGAUAUUCGCCUCGAAAAUGACUCACCUUACCACCGCAUUAUAGUUGCGGGCGGUGGAGGGGGGUCAGGAUAUGGAUAUACAGCUACUUCUAGUUCUCCUUAUGCUCACAAUGCAGGAGGAUCAGGUGGUGGAGAAACAGGUGGAGAUGGAACACAAAAUCAUUCAUAUCGAGAUUAUGCAGCUUAUGGCGGAACUCAAUUAGGUAUAGGUGCAGCAAAAAAUUAUGAUUUUCGAAAGGCAGCAUCUUUUGGAUUCGGAGGAAAGAAUCGUUGCUCUGGCUGUGACCCUUAUAAUUCAGGAGGUGGUGCAGGAUGGUAUGGGGGAGAUGCUUCGGGAUACUAUGGUUUUGGCGCUGCAGGAGGUUCAGGAUAUGUUUUUUCUAUUUACUCUUUUGUUGUUGAUGGUUAUAAUUAUAAAAGAGAAUAUUAUCUAAGAAAACCAUCAAUGAAAAGUGGAGUUAAAUAUGGAGAUGGCGCAAUCAGAAUAACACUUCUAGACUAUGCAGAAGUCGAGAAUAUAAAAAUUCAAGGCUGUGGCUCCCAAGGCAUCACUUUUGCUCAAAUUGCUUCAUUCAUUACACUACCUACUGUUUCAUAA
This is a messenger RNA of Trichomonas vaginalis G3, 705 nucleotides long. Its product is annotated as glycine-rich protein family. The record is from RefSeq and is a predicted model, not a curated record. The transcript has a single exon. The coding region runs from base 1 to 705 and encodes 234 amino acids. NCBI's taxonomy places the organism in Eukaryota, Parabasalia, Trichomonadida, Trichomonadidae.